GUCUAUAUAUAUUUGCCUGUGUGCGUGCUUAAUGUGUGUAAGCGUGAAUUUGGUCGUCGUAACGCACAAAAUCUCCCUCCCCGUCGAACUUCUUAUGUUUUUGCGCUUUUUAUAUAUAUGCAUGGGCAUGUAAAAGUAUAAUUAAAUAUAAUAUGUUUUGUUAAAUGUCUUUCUAGGGCGUUAACAGUGAAAAAGCGAUAGUGUGUGUUAGUGAGUGUUUCUUGAAAAAUUAAAGCAGAGAGCCUUUAAACUUCAAAAAAAUAACAAGAUAAAAAAAAAUUUCGAUUAAAUUCGAAAAAUAAUUUAAUUCCAAUAUACUUGAUACUAAGCGCAGUAAGAGGCGUAUGAUAAACGUUAAAAUGGAUAAUUUGGCAAACAUAAUAAAAUGGUUAACGCCGUUAGCUAUGCUGAUGGCUUAUUCUCCAUUUACGCUGGCCGCAAAUCCUCCUGAUGCCGAUCAAAAAGGACCCGUCUUUCUUAAGGAGCCCACCAAUCGCAUUGAUUUCUCAAAUUCGACGGGUGCCGAAAUUGAAUGCAAAGCUAGCGGAAACCCUAUGCCUGAAAUUAUUUGGAUUCGUAGCGAUGGUACUGCCGUUGGUGAUGUUCCCGGCUUGCGUCAAAUUUCCUCUGAUGGAAAAUUAGUUUUUCCACCAUUCAGAGCUGAAGAUUAUCGUCAAGAAGUUCAUGCUCAAGUCUAUGCUUGUUUGGCCCGGAAUCAAUUUGGCACAAUUAUCUCAAGAGAUGUUCAUGUUAGAGCCGUUGUCCCUCAAGCCUAUACGGUGAAUGUUAUGGAUGAAGCUGUUUUGAAGGGUAAUAGUGCUAUUCUGAAAUGUCAUAUACCUAGUUUUGUGGGCGAUUUCAUUGCUGUUGCUAGCUGGGUUGAAGACGAAGAACGCGAAAUAUACCCUAUGUCUCAGAACGAAAUACGAACUGAUGGCAAAUAUUUAGUCCUACCUUCUGGUGAACUACACAUACGUGAAGUAGGUCCUGAAGAUGGUUACAAAAGUUAUCAAUGCCGUACCAAGCACCGUUUAACUGGUGAAACUCGCUUAAGUGCUACCAAAGGUCGUCUAGUUAUUACAGAGCCCAUGGGCACUGUUAGCCCUAAAGUUACUGUAGGAGAAGAUUUCAAACAUAUCAAAACUUUAAUGAACAAAGGCUUAAGUUUGCUAUGCCCAGCUCAAGCUUAUCCUAAACCUAUGUACAGAUGGUAUAAAUUCAUUGAUGGCACCACUCGUAAACAGGCUGUGGUUCUAAAUGAUCGCGUUAAACAAGUUUCAGGCACUUUGAUCAUUAAAGAUGCUGUCGUUGAAGAUUCUGGAAAAUAUCUUUGCGUUGUGAAUAAUUCAGUAGGCGGUGAGAGUGUGGAAACCGUUUUAACUGUUACCGCACCUUUGUCCGCGAAAAUUGAUCCACCUACUCAGACUGUAGAUUUUGGACGGCCGGCCGUUUUCACAUGUCAAUACAGCGGUAACCCCAUUAAGACAAUCAGUUGGCUAAAAGAUGGUAAAGCAAUUGAUCACAAUGAUCCUGUUCUGCGCAUUGAAUCGGUUAAGAAGGAAGACAAGGGCAUGUAUCAGUGUUUUGUACGUAACGAUCAGGAAUCGGCUGAAGCUAGUGCUGAAUUGAAAUUGGGCGGCCGCUUUGAUCCUCCUGUUAUACGCCAAACAUUCCCCGAAGAGACUAUGGAACCCGGACCAAGCGUAUUCUUAAGAUGCGUCGCUGGAGGUAAUCCUACUCCUGAAAUAUCUUGGGAAUUAGAUGGUAAAAAAAUUGCCAACAAUGAACGAUAUCAGGUCGGACAGUAUGUGACAGUAAACGGUGAUGUUGUGUCAUUCCUAAAUAUUACUUCGGUGCAUGCUAACGAUGGUGGCCUCUAUAAAUGUAUAGCGAAGAGUAAAGUAGGUGUUGCUGAACACUCGGCCAAAUUAAAUGUUUACGGUCUACCUUACAUUCGGCAAAUGGAAAAGAAAGCUAUUGUAGCUGGAGAAACGCUUUACGUGACUUGUCCUGUAGCUGGUUACCCAAUUGAUUCGAUAGUUUGGGAAAGAGACAACCGUGCUUUACCCAUUAAUCGCAAACAAAAAGUCUUUCCUAAUGGCACCUUGAUUAUUGAAAAUGUGGAACGCAACUCAGACCAGGCAACAUAUACCUGUGUGGCGAAAAACGCUGAAGGCUAUUCGGCACGUGGAUCCUUAGAAGUUCAAGUUAUGGUGCCUCCACAAGUCUUACCUUUUAGCUUUGGCGAAGAUACAGCUGAUAUGGGUGAGAUAGCUAGUGUCAAUUGUGUAGUACCUAAGGGCGAUUUGCCAUUAGAGAUACGUUGGUCCUUAAAUUUGUCUCCUGUAAUCAGUGGAGAAAAUAAUUUCAAUGUCGUACGUUUAAAUAAACGUACAAGUUCUUUAAAUAUUGAGUCAUUGAUGGCCGUGCAUCGUGGCAUUUACAAGUGUAUAGCCUCCAAUAAAGCUGGUUCUAGCGAAUAUACAGCCGAAUUACAAGUGAACGUACCACCAAGAUGGAUUUUGGAACCCACCGAUAAAGCUUUCGCUCAAGGAUCAGACGCUAAAGUUGAAUGCAAGGCUGAUGGUUUCCCAAAACCUCAAGUGACAUGGAAGAAAGCAGUAGGUGAUAGUCCCGGUGAAUAUAAGGAUUUAAAAAAGAACGAUAAUAUACGGGUCGAAGAAGGCACUCUACAUAUUGAUAAUAUACAAAAAACGAAUGAAGGUUAUUAUUUGUGCGAAGCUAUUAAUGGUAUUGGUUCCGGUUUAUCGGCUGUUAUUAUGAUUAGCGUUCAGGCACCACCAGAAUUUACCGAAAAGUUACGCAACCAAACCGCCCGACGAGGUGAACCAGCUGUUUUACAGUGUGAAGCAAAAGGUGAAAAGCCUAUCGGCAUUCUAUGGAACAUGAAUAAUAUGCGUUUGGAUCCUAAGAACGAUAAUCGCUACACAAUACGUGAGGAAAUUCUCUCAACCGGUGUCAUGUCCAGUCUGUCCAUUAAACGCACCGAACGUUCGGACUCGGCUUUGUUUACUUGUGUUGCCACUAAUGCCUUCGGUUCUGAUGAUGCUAGUAUAAAUAUGAUUAUUCAGGAAGUACCAGAAAUGCCAUAUGCACUUAAGGUUUUGGAUAAAUCAGGUCGCUCGGUUCAGCUGAGUUGGGCUCAACCCUACGAUGGUAAUUCUCCUUUGACUCGUUACAUUAUUGAGUUUAAACGUUCACGGGCUUCUUGGGAUGAAAUUGAUCGAGUUAUGGUACCAGGUCAUACCACCGAAGCUCAAGUACAAAAACUUAGUCCUGCCACCACUUACAAUAUACGCAUUGUUGCUGAGAACGCCAUCGGUACCUCACAAUCUUCCGAAGCUGUCACAAUAAUUACUGCCGAAGAAUCUCCCUCCGGAAAACCACAAAACAUUAAAGUUGAACCUGUGAACCAAACGACAUUGCGAGUAACAUGGAAACCACCAGCACGCUCAGAAUGGAAUGGCGAAAUUCUCGGUUACUACGUGGGUUACAAGUUAUCGAACACUAACUCUUCCUAUAUCAUUGAGACCGUUAACUUCUUGACGGAGGAAGGCAAAGAACAUAGUUUGGAACUGAACAAUUUACGCGUUUAUACACAGUACUCAGUGGUUAUACAAGCCUUUAAUAAGAUCGGUGCUGGACCAUUAAGUGACGAAGAGAAACAAUUUACUGCCGAAGGCACUCCUAGCCAACCACCUAGCGACACCGCCUGCACCACUUUAACCUCACAGACUAUACGUGUAAGUUGGGUUAGUCCUCCCCUGGAAUCGGCUAAUGGAGUUAUCAAGACCUACAAAGUUGUGUACGCUUCCAGUGAGGAAUGGUAUGAUGAAACUAGACGCCACUAUAAGAAGACCGCCUCCUCUGACACUGUUUUGCACGGCUUGAAAAAGUAUACCAAUUACACUAUGCAAGUUUUGGCCACGACCGCUGGCGGAGAUGGUGUACGCAGCGCUCCUAUCCACUGCCAAACUGAACCAGAUGUACCUGAAGCUCCCACCGAUGUUAAGGCCCUUGUUAUGGGUCAAUCAGCUAUUUUAGUUUCAUGGCGUCCACCAGCUCAGCCCAAUGGCAUUAUUCAACAAUAUACCGUUUAUACUAAAGUUGAAGGUGCCGAAGGCGAACCCAAGAGUCAAAAAAUCCCACACUAUCAAAUGAGUUACGAAGCUACCGAUUUAGAAAAGAACAAACCUUAUGAAUUUUGGGUAACUGCCAGCACUAAUAUCGGUGAAGGCCAACCCUCAAAAAGCAUAAUUGCCAUGCCCAGUGAUCAAGUACCCGCUAAGAUUGCCUCAUUUGAUGAUACCUUCACAGCCACAUUCAAGGAAGAUGCUAAAAUGCCUUGUUUAGCUGUUGGUGCUCCCCAACCUGACAUUACAUGGAAAAUUAAAGGAAUCGAGUUCACUGGCAAUGAUCGCAUGCGCAUUUUGCCCGAUGGUUCUUUGCUAAUUAAAUCGGUUAAUCGCCAGGAUGCCGGGGACUACACAUGCCACGCUGAAAAUUCAAUUGCUAAGGAUUCUAUUACACAUAAAUUGAUUGUUUUGGCUCCACCUCAAUCACCACAGGUCACUCUGUCCGCUACCACAACUGAUUCAUUAACAGUGAAAUUGAAACCUUAUGAAGGCGAUACCGCACCACUGCACGGUUACACAAUUCAUUAUAAGCCAGAGUUUGGCGAGUGGGAAACUUCAGAAGUCUCGGUUGAUGCUCAAAAAUAUACGAUUGAAAACUUAUUGUGCGGUUCACGUUAUCAAGUUUACGCCACAGGAUUCAAUAAUAUUGGUGCUGGUGAGGCUUCGGAUAUCUUGAAUACACGUACUAAAGGCUAUAAACCAAAAUUGCCAGAAAAAGCACGUUUCAUUGAGGUUUCCUCGAACUCGGUAUCGUUGCAUUUCAAAGCUUGGAAAGAUGGCGGUUGCCCCAUGUCUCACUUUGUCGUAGAGAAUAAGAAACGCGAUCAAAUUGAAUGGAAUCAAAUUUCAAAUAAUGUUAAGCCAGAUAAUAAUUACGUUGUCCUAGAUUUGGAACCAGCCACUUGGUACAAUUUAAGAAUUACAGCCCAUAAUUCUGCAGGUUUCACUGUAGCUGAAUAUGAUUUCGCAACUUUGACUGUAACUGGAGGCACAAUCGCUCCUCUGGAUGAUGGUCGCGGUUCUGGAAAUUUGCAUACCCGCAUACGAUUGCCCGCCUGGAUGCCCGAAUGGUUAGAUCUAAACUUUAUGGUACCACUUAUCGCCACCGUUAUAGUGGUUGCGGUGGGUAUUUUGGUCGUUUGCGUGGCUUUGUCAAGACGCCGUGCCGAUGAUUUGCGUGGCGGACAAAAGGAUGUCUAUUACGAUGUAGUUUACAAUCAGACAAUGGGACCUGGUGCCACCCUGGAUAAACGCCGCCCCGACUUACGUGACGAAUUGGGUUACAUUGCUCCACCCAAUCGUAAGCUGCCUCCUGUGCCCGGCUCGAAUUACAAUACCUGCGAUCGGAUCAAGCGAGGUACAGUUAUAACUCGUUCUGGUAUGCGUACUAGUCACUCAACUUGGGAUCCACGUCGUCCCAAUCUGUACGAAGAACUAAAACCACCACCAGUACCAGCUCACAAUAAUAUUUAUGGUCACAGUCAUAACAUAGCCGAAUGUAACUAUAGACAUCCAGGUAUGGAAGAUGAGAUUUGUCCUUACGCCACUUUCCAUUUGUUGGGCUUCCGCGAGGAAAUGGAUCCUACCAAGGCUAUGAAUUUCCAGACAUUCCCUCAUCAAAACGGUCAUGCUCCACCCGGUCAUGCUGGCACUAUGGGACCACCCGGUCAUCCCGGACACAUGCAUUCACGUUCUGGUUCUCAAUCUAUGCCACGUGCUAAUCGCUAUGCUCGCAAAAAUAGUCAAGGAGGCCAAUCGUCAAUUUAUACACCGGCACCAGAAUACGAUGAUCCUGCUAACUGUGCUGAAGAAGAUCAAUAUCGCCGUUACACUCGUGUUAACUCGCAAGGAGGCAGUUUGUAUUCUGGUCCCGGCCCUGAGUAUGACGAUCCAGCUAAUUGCGCUCCCGAAGAAGAUCAAUAUGGUUCGCAGUACGGUGGCCCCUAUGGCACUCCUUACGAUCACUAUGGCUCACGUGGUUCCAUGGGUAGACGCAGUGUCGGUUCUGCACGCAAUCCAGGCAACAGCUCCCCCGAGCCACCACCACCUCCUCCACGUAAUCAUGACAUGAGCAACUCCUCAUUUAAUGAUUCCAAGGAAAGUAAUGAGAUCUCAGAAGCUGAAUGUGAUCGCGAUCAUGGACCGCGUGGCAAUUAUGGCGAAGAUUCUAGAGAUGCUGUUAAAAGAUCCCCCCAUCAAAAGGAUCAACGUACUACUGAAGAAAUGCGUAAAUUAAUUGAAAGUCGCCGACACUUAAACGAAGCCGGUCCCAAACAACUCCAACAACAAAGUGGCGCAGGAUUCACAGCCUACGAUACUAUGGCAGUGUAAUUUGUAAAAUGUUAAACAUCCGAAUAACAAUACAAAACAACUUAAAUAAGGCGAACUCUAGCGACUACUCUGACUUACCAUCCAGUCAGUCAGUCAAUCAUUCAUAUAUUCAUUUUUUACUUAUUUAAAACAAAAAAAAAAACAAAGCCAAGUUUUGUAUUGUGAGCGCAAAAGAGUGUGAUUCAGUUUCUUUUUUUUUUUUAAUUUUUUUUUCCAUUAUUAGCGGAAAGGGAAUGAACUAAAAAGAAUGUAAUAGACUGGUUGCUAAGCCACAGAAAGCAAAUAGAACACAACUUUCAAGCAUUCUUUUUUAAUUAUUAAUAUUGUGCGAAAGCCAUAACAAAAUUAAUAAUAACAAAAAAAAAAAAAAAA
Messenger RNA from Glossina fuscipes, 6860 nucleotides. It is a transcript of the gene Dscam1, whose product is annotated as Down syndrome cell adhesion molecule-like protein Dscam2. Gene Ontology annotation, biological process: axon guidance; dendrite self-avoidance; homophilic cell-cell adhesion. NCBI's taxonomy places the organism in Eukaryota, Metazoa, Arthropoda, Insecta, Diptera, Glossinidae. The transcript is spliced from 25 exons. Gene Ontology annotation, cellular component: axon; plasma membrane. The record is from RefSeq and is a predicted model, not a curated record. The coding region runs from base 345 to 6488 and encodes 2047 amino acids. Gene Ontology annotation, molecular function: cell-cell adhesion mediator activity.